Molecule: messenger RNA, 2323 nt
Organism: Chaetomium fimeti
Lineage: Eukaryota; Fungi; Ascomycota; Sordariomycetes; Sordariales; Chaetomiaceae
Exons: 1
Coding region: 235-1842 (535 amino acids)
Source: RefSeq, a predicted model, not a curated record
GCCUCUCUCACUGUGCUGGCACUCGCGUUCCUCCCCUUCACCAACAGCCCAUACAUAGUCGACAUUAAACCGUCGAAUAUUACCUUCGAGCCGCGGUUUAGGGCCGGACGCCACUACUUCUAUUGGCCAUUCUCCCUUCUCCUUUCCCGCGGCCGCACUUCGUUCCUUCGUCUCCUUCCUCGGCCCCAUCCUAUGAGGGAUGCAUAAGCAUACCUAGCCAGGCUACUUCUCUAAAUGGAUUCUGCGUCCCUUUUAUCUGACUCCGCGAUAGACCUGUCAACAGGAAUAGGUGCAAAACGGCCGCCUACCUACACGACUGUCGGGUCCGUCUACAAUCCGAAAACCACAACACCACUCCAGCCGCCAACUCGCCGCCCGAGAACGCGUCGGUAUCCGCAGCCCAUCCGAUCUCCUCCCGAGGGUACCUUUAUGAACGCAUUGCUGUCAGCCCUGCCAAUUGAGGACCAGAAUCCUCCUUCACCCCCUUCAACGGCAUCUAUACUGCGACAGUACUCGCCGUUGCAGCAGAACUACGACCGAGCAGCCAUCCCAGUUUCAGAGCAGGAGACCAUGGCGUUUACCGAAUUCGACAUGUCGAUGACGAACGUCCGGUCUGGGGACCUUCCAUCCCCCACAGGCUUCGAAAGCAACGACAGUGUCGCCGCAGAGGACACAUUGACAUCACGUAUCACUGUUAAGGGGCUUACCAACCUGGCGUCGUAUCCAAACCCCAUGCAGAAGGCUGCCCGGAACACGUUGGCAAGAGCCCGCGCUGUUAAUCUCAGUCUCAGCCGUCCGGGGACUCCUUCAUCGCUCCCAUCUACCACUCCAGACAUGUUUAAGGAUCGCCUCUUCAACACGUACGGCGCAAAGCCGGCUAUGGCAGGCCCGCCUCAGCCGUUGAAGGCAGGCCCGCCAGGCCAGCGGGCGUUCAAACCGACGACGUUGGACGCCGCGGCCAGGUCCCUCCGCAUUGAGGACCAGGUGCCACCGGCCAUGUACCAAUCUCGGUCUCCAAUUGGUUUCCAAUACAACCCUGAUACCAACAUCCAGGCCGCCUUCGAUGACGAUGAUGGAAUCCAUAGCUCAAAGCGAGAAGCCCAGCUGCCUCUUGAAGAGAAUCAGCACGGCCCCGUAUCUCGCAAUCCUCAUGACGUUACAGGUUUUGGGGGUCUUUUAACACCGGGCCCCUUUGACACAUUUACCGAGUCACUGGACGGGGCCAAGCGGAAGGUUCACGACACGCUCCCGCCCGAGAGGAUCAAGCAUUACUUCCCGGGCGGGUUUCCCUCGAGUUAUGAUGGACGACAUAAGCCCAUGGGCGACGAUUGGGCUACAAAGCAGCCAGCUCCUGAGGACGGGUUCAGACAGGAGAGCUUCUCGGAACGCAUGACCAAGAUCAACCGGAACUUCUACGCCGGCACAGAGGGGCUGGUCAAGAACCUGGAACAGAUCGUACGCGACCACAACUAUCGCUGCUUGGAGAACAAAAUUGGAGUCAUUGGCGGGGAGCGCGAGCGUCUUCGUGGGAGCCACAUCGAGAGACUGGGUGCCGAUGGCAAAGUCCAACCGCCGAUUUUGAGCGUCGAUGAGGUCGACAAGAUGAGUGAAGCUGAUGUUGCAAAACCCCUGGUCAACAUGGCAUUCGCCACCUUGCUGUCUUACAAAGAACAGAGCGAGUCUGGGGCUUCGGGACAGAACGCAUGGCCCAGCGGUUUCACCAAGCCAGACGACAGCUGGGUGGACGCCACGGUCGAAGGCAACACGAGCUUCUUUAGUAAGCCGAAGGAGGAGUGCCUGAAGAGGAAGAAGGCCCACAAGAAGGUGAGGCGGGGUUACUGAGAGUGUCUGCCCAUUGCAUUGGCACGCCCAACCGCUCGUCUCGGCAUCGAAGGGAGCAUUCGGCUAUCACAUCACAAAAGUGAGCAGGUCACGGAAAUUUGUUACGAAGGAGUGUGGGUUAUUACUUGAUAUCUGGAAAAGGACAAGGGAGUUAUCGGUGCGAGGCAACAUCGGAGGAUAUUUAUGCUUUGGACUGAUAUUGGUGGCGAGCAGGACAAUUGCUUUGGAGAGGCAGCGCCACUGCUUGGACGGUUUUUGGCUGAAUAACGCAAAAUCAACUUAAUCCCACGCAGAUUUUGUACAGUAGAAGUGCGUAGCUUAAUUAUCCUGCUCUUCUUGUAUCCUUUUUUCCUUGUGAGGGUGUCGAGGUCACGGCUUGAUUUCGUCGCGGCCCUCGGCACAUGAACCUUCGGAUUAGUUUUCGCACAAGAUUGCAAGAGUAGAUCGAGCCGUUGAUUACAAAAGCCUUAAAUUUGAAUUG